GGAGGUUUUGGCAGGCCAGCGCGCGCCUUCGGGGGUCCCGGAAGGGAUCCUUGGCGUUAGGGCUCCUCGGAAUGCGAUGCGGGCCAGAGUCAGAUCCGCGCGCCCUUCACACGCGUUUACUUCGCCUCACGGUUUGACUUUAGAAGGUUUUCUCUGGCUGCUGUGUGGAGAAGCAAACUCUGAGAGUACCAGUGAGAAAGCCUGCUGAGCAAUCGAGGCCCAGCUUGACGGUAUCCCGAGCAGGAAUGAUGCUGUUGGGGACCGAGAGGCCCUUAGCUGGCGAAGCUCCCGGAGAUGCUAGCAGCUGCCCUGCUCACUUUGGCACGGGGAGGAGCGAGGGGUCUCCGGACCACGCUUAGCGUCUGUCUCUCGCCUCAUUUCCCACAGUCAAACUUAAGUCCCUCGUACUCUUGUUGUGCUGGUUUAUACUAUUUUAUUAUGCAUUUCGCUGUUUCUCUAGUUUUGAGGGGUUUUUUCCGAUUAAGGGACAGUAUCUUUUGUGUCUUUGGGUGCACUUGCCAUACAGUAAUAGUUCAUUUUUCUUAUGGAUCCUUUUGGAUGUUGCUGAAAUUUCAUCUUGUACUUUGAAAGAGUUACAGAUAAAAUGAAUUUUGCUGGUCAAAUGAUACUUUAUGGAUGAAUUGAUGGCAGGUUUUCCAUGUAACUCAGAAGCCUGUGGGGUUAAGAUACACCAAAGGGAACUGAUACUGUAUUUUUGGUUUGGAAUAGAUAUGAGUGAUUUCAGUGAAGAAUUGACAAGGCCUGAGUCAGAGGAUGACCAAGAGGAGGCAUCUACGGUCUCUGGUACAAGAGUGUACUUUCCGUGGCUUCAGAAGCAUCUAGAUACUGUAGCGACUGGAGGGAAAAAGAAGAAAGACUUUGCUCAGACCACAGGUGCCUGUUUAAGUUUCAUCCGGGAGGCCCUGCUGAAGCACCAGUGGCAGCAGGCCGCCGAGUACAUGCACAGCUACCUGCAGAUCCUGGAGGAUUUUGACAGCAACCAGAGGCAAACAGCGCCAGAGGGUCCAACAAACCUGUUAAGGUUGGCCUUGAGCUCACUUUGUCGCCCAGGCUGGCCUCGAACUCACAGUGAUCUCCUGCCUUAGCCUCCCGAGUGCUGGGAUUGCAGGCGUGUGCCAUGACACCUUGCUUUACCUGAUCAUAUGGAAGCUUGGAAGCGAAAUUCUAUUUUAUCACCCCAAAAGCAGCGUGGAGACUUUCAACACCUUUGCAGACCAGAUGAAGAACAUUGGCGUCUUGAACUAUUUGAAGAUCUCCUUACAGCACGCGCUGUACCUCAUUCACUGCGGGAAGCUGGAGGAGGCGAGCAGAAAUCUCAGUCAGGCAGAGACGUGGAGAUACGGGGAGAAGUCAUCCUCCCAGGAGAUGCUGAUCAACCUGGCGCAGGCCUAUAAGGGGCUCUUGGAAUAUUUCAGUUGGUCUAAAAAGAAGAUGGAAUUGUCAAAGCUUGAUAAGGAUGAUUAUGCUUAUAGCACAGAAGCCCGAAAUAUAUUCAGCCACAGCUGGAAAACAUCUGUAAAUUUUAGUGCACUGAUUAAAACUCCUGGAGUUUGGGACCCUUUUGUGAAGAGUUACGUAGAGAUGCUGGAAUUCUAUGGUGACCGAGACGGAGCCCGAAAGGUGCUCACCAGCUACGCAUAUGAUGAAAAGUUCCCUUCAAACCCGAAUGCCCACAUCUACUUGUACAACUUUCUAAAGAGAGAGAAGGCACCAAGAGCGAAACUGCUAAGUGUGCUUAAGAUUUUGUAUCAGAUUGUACCAUCUCAUAAACUGAUGUUAGAAUUCCAUAUGCUACUUAGAAAAUCAGAAAAAGAGGAACACCAUAAACUGGGAUUGGAAGUGUUAUUUGGGCUCCUGGAUUUUGCUGGAUGCACUAAGAACAUAACUGCUUGGAAAUAUUUGGCAAGCUAUCUGAGACAGAUUUUAAUGGAGAAUCGUGUUGCAUGGGUCCAGGAAGAGUGGAAGUCCAGGAGGAACUGGUGGCCAGCCUUCCAUUUCAGCUACUUUUGGGCAAAAAGUGAUUGGAAGGAAGAUAAAGAUUUGGCUUAUGAGAAAGCACUGGUAGCUGGAAUGUUAUUAGGAAAAGGUUAUAGGUAUUUUCGAUAUAUUUUAAAACAAGACCAUCAUGACCUAAGGAAGAAAAUUAAGCAGAUGAAGAAAUCAGUGAAGAAAUACAGCAUUGUAAAACCAGCAGUAUGAUAUUAAAUUUCAGUUAUUUUCCACUUGUAGCCACAGAGUGGUAGCUCAGUAGAUAGUUACUGAAUUUAUUUAUUUGAUGUUGUAAAAGAAGGGAGUUUAUAUGACUAUAAACAUUAUUUUUGUACUUUUUAUAUUUAUUUUCUUGUCAGUUAAAGCUCAAAAAUAGCUCAUUUCCCUUGCUCUUUGUAACUAUAGUUUUUCUUUUUUGUAAUGUUAAAUGUACUAUUUUUAAAGAUGAUUCUUCAGAUGAAAAAAAAUUAUUUAAUUGGAAAAUAUAGUUGUACAGCAGUUACUGUUUACAGGUGACUUCCCUCAUGCUCUUGUGUAAUAAAAUAUAGAACGUA
Molecule: messenger RNA, 2564 nt
Organism: Heterocephalus glaber (naked mole-rat)
Lineage: Eukaryota; Metazoa; Chordata; Mammalia; Rodentia; Bathyergidae
Source: RefSeq, a predicted model, not a curated record